Messenger RNA from Paramecium tetraurelia, 876 nucleotides. RefSeq lists its product as uncharacterized. The transcript has a single exon. Lineage: Eukaryota; Ciliophora; Oligohymenophorea; Peniculida; Parameciidae. The record is from RefSeq and is a predicted model, not a curated record.
AUGCAUUAAUAAAAAGCAUAAAUCAUUUCUAAAGACCCAAACUUGAAGGAUGCAGAGAAUAAUCAAAAAAAACCAAAUUUUAUUUUAUAUGAAUAAUUCUAAGAAGAUUAUAAUAAUCAAACCCUAUAGGAAAUAACAGUUGUUUUAAAAGAUUGUUUGGAUAAAUUAAAGAAAUAUCCCUUAUUGAAAAAUGUAGAUCAUAGACCAUUAGAAAAAGAUAAGAAAGACGAAUUUAAUAAAAAUGUAGAUGAUUUAUAAAUAAAAGUUAAUUCUAUUAAGGAGAUUCUUUAGGAAAUAGAAUAAUUUCCUCCAAAAUAUGAAAACAUAUAUUAAAAUUAAAUACAAUUACAAAUACCAGAAAGUACAAAAAAAUAAUAAGAUGCGCAAAAUUAAGUAAUUGUUUAGCAAAAUAUAACACCAAUUCCUAUAAGCAGUACUUUUUUAACAGAUAAUGAAAAUUAGGAAUAGAAAGUUAAGAAUACAUAGGAUCAAUAGAUUUAAACUGAAACAAUUUAAUGCAUUAUAGAUCACUAAUAAGUAUUGACAUACUUGCUAUAAUAAAAUGUAAAAAGAAAUAUAAAUAUUUUUCCUCAAUGUUUUUGCAAUGAAAGAAUUAAAAAAACACAUUUACUAAGUUUAGAGAAUAGAAACUUGUUUGAUUAGCUUCUAUCCUAAUAAGUAGAAAAUAUUUUAGAAAAUUAAAUAAAAAUCUAAAAUAAAUAGGUGUUUAAGUGCAAUAAUAGUUUUUGUACAUUUAAGUGCUUUGCAGAAAAAAAUGUUGAUAAAGAUAAAAAAUUUUAUUGUACUCUUUGUGAUGAAUAAUCUGUUCAAUUGAUAAAAACAUAUACAUUAAAAAAAAAUUUGAAUUUCUAUUGA